AUGACGGGGUGACGGUGGUGGGAUGCGAGGAGGGGAGAAGAUAAUAUUCCGCCGGUAUAUAUUAAACUGAUUUAUACCACGAGGAAAAGUGGAGCGACACGUGCACACAGUGGGAAAUAAGACGACAAGGUGCUGCAAAAUGAAGACACCUAUGCACCAUGGAGUUGCUGUGUUUCUCGUCAUCACUCUGUGCGCCAGCCUGUUCCUCGUCUACAACGGCGGUUUCCACAGUAGCACCAGUGAGAGCGGGAUGGCGGGUGCGGCAGGGGGGUCCAGAGACAGGAGCGAUGCCAGGAGAAGCUGGCAGACAGAGCAGCAGCAGAAAGCCUCAGUCAGACCAGCAGUCCUACAGGGAUACAGCAGCAUCAUCGACCACAAGCCUCUGAAAAUGCACUGCCAUAGCUGUGCGUUGGUGACCAGCUCCGGUCACCUGAUAGGUGGUGGUCGCGGCGAGGAGAUCGACCGGGCGGAGUGUGUGAUCCGUAUGAACGACGCCCCCACGGCGCGGGGCUAUGGUGGAGACGUUGGGCGCCGCACCUCGCUACGUGUCAUCGCUCACUCCAGCAUGCAGAGGGUCCUACGGAGCCGUCACGAACUGCUCAACGCAUCCCAGGACACAGUGUUUAUCUUCUGGGGGCCCAGUAAUUACAUGAGGCGGGAUGGGAAGGGUCUGGUCUACAACAACCUGAGGUUGAUGAACCAGGUGCUGCCCAAACUAAAGGUCUACAUGAUCUCCUGGCAGAAGAUGUUGCAGUCUGACGAACUCUUCAAGAGGGAGACGGGCAAGGACAGGCGUAUCUCCAACUCGUGGUUGAGUACUGGUUGGUUCACUAUGACCAUCGCUCUGGAGCUGUGUGACCGGAUCAAUGUCUAUGGCAUGGUGGCUCCAGACCACUGCAGAGAGCCCCAGCCCCCAUCUGUCCCCUACCACUACUACGAGCCCCUCGGUCCAGAGGAGUGUGCCAUGUACAUCAGCCACGAGCGAGGCCGCAGGGGCAGCCAUCACCGCUUUAUCACGGAGAAGAGGGUCUUCGCCAGCUGGGCUCGGACCUUCAACAUCCACUUCUACCAGCCUGACUGGGAACCCCCGCCGCUGGCCCCCGCUAACCGCACGCCGCUGGCCCCCGCUAACCGCACGCAGGGGGAGACGGUCUCGGUCAGCAUACGUGACUGGCGACCAGAAAUGGAAGUUGGAUGGUGACAGUGAAUGCUGGGCAUCUGUGGAAAAGCUGUAACUCAAACGGGACUGAGGACUGAGCUGGAGAUGGUGAUGGACAAGACCACAUGAGACGGUCCAAAGUCUUCUGACCACAACUGAAUGGGCCAUACAGUAGGAUACUGACUGCACAUGGUCCUUCACUGAGGAUCGACCGUCCUCCUCUAGCUAUCUGUCAUGGACAACUGUAGAAUAAUGACUGCAAAACGUCCUUAACUGAGGAUCGACCGUCCUCCUCUAGGCCGUCAUGGACAACUGGAAGGACCAAAUACAGCUGGCUGCUCCAUAGGCUACUAACCACAACUAGUUUGAGCGUACUGGAUGGCCGUAAGGGUUACCGACCACUAGUGGUGCACGGGUCAGCAACCGCCAGACUAGAUGUGAUAAAGUGAAAAUGUGAGUCCGCACCCUAACCCCUAACAUAGAAAAUGUACAGUAGGCUACAGUCAGGGACUGUGGAUGUUUUUGACAAGAGGCACAGUAUUGUUUUAGCCUGAUCUCGAUGUGUUUCUGCUUUGAAUUUUGUUAGUCAACUUGUCUAUAGUUAGAUACAUGUAGCUUCUCGUCUGUCAUUACAUGUUGCCGUAGAAACUAAAUCAACCAGAAUAAUGUUGUACAUCGAUAGGAUGAACGCUUCUCUGCUUCUUUCAUGGCGAGAAGACCUUUAGGGACCGGGGAGAAAAUGCAACCUUUAGAGACCGGGGAGAAAAUGCAACCUUUAGAGACCGGGGAGAAAAUGCAACCUUUAGAGACUGGGGAGAAAAUGCAACCCUUAGAGACCGGGGAGAAAAUGCAACCUUUAGAGACCCGGGGAGAAAAUGCAACCUUUAGAGACCGGGGAGAAAAUGCAAACUUUAGAGACCGGGGAGAAAAUGCAACAUUUAGAGACCGGGGAGAAAAUGCAACCUUUAGAGACCGGGGAGAAAAUGCAACCUUUAGAGACCGGGGAGAAAAUGCAACCUUUAGAGACCGGGGAGAAAAUGCAACCUUUAGAGACCUGGGAGAAAAUGCAACCUUUAGAGACCUGGGAGAAAAUGCAACCUUUAGAGACCUGGGAGAAAAUGCAACCUUUAGAGACCGGGGAGAAAAUGCAACCUUUAGAGACCUGGGAGAAAAUGCAACCGUUAGAGACCGGGGAGAAAAUGCAACCUUUAGAGACCGGGGAGAAAAUGUAAUAACAAAAUAAAAAUGAGAAUGAUUUUCUGAGCAGAAUUUCCAAAUGACAUCACUUUGACCGGGUUGUAAGGAACGCUUUGAUCUAGUAGGCAUACUUAUUUUCCACCAUAAUUUGCAAAUAAAUUCAUUAAAAAUCCUAC
Messenger RNA from Oncorhynchus gorbuscha (pink salmon), 2532 nucleotides. RefSeq names its product alpha-N-acetylgalactosaminide alpha-2,6-sialyltransferase 5-like. The record is from RefSeq and is a predicted model, not a curated record. NCBI's taxonomy places the organism in Eukaryota, Metazoa, Chordata, Actinopteri, Salmoniformes, Salmonidae. The transcript is spliced from 6 exons. Bases 140 to 1201 code for a protein of 353 amino acids. Gene Ontology annotation, molecular function: alpha-N-acetylgalactosaminide alpha-2,6-sialyltransferase activity. Gene Ontology annotation, biological process: oligosaccharide metabolic process; ganglioside biosynthetic process.